ACCCCCGCACCCCGUACCACUCUCCAGCCGCCGCCGUCGGGGCAGCUCCCGCGGGGGUGGCGGGGGCCGCGGCCUCUGUGGGCAAUGACACUCGGGGCGCCGGAGGCAGUGGGGACAAACGCCAGCUGGUGUACGUGUUCACCACGUGGCGCUCGGGCUCGUCCUUCUUCGGCGAGCUGUUCAACCAGAACCCCGAGGUGUUCUUCCUCUACGAGCCAGUGUGGCACGUGUGGCAAAAACUGUACCCAGGGGACGCCGUUUCCCUGCAGGGGGCAGCGCGGGACAUGCUGAGCGCUCUCUACCGCUGCGACCUCUCCGUUUUCCAGUUGUAUAGCCCCGCGGGCAGCGGGGGACGCAACCUCACUACGCUGGGCAUCUUCGGAGCAGCCACCAACAAGGUGGUGUGCUCGUCGCCGCUCUGCCCCGCCUACCGCAAGGAGGUGGUGGGGCUGGUGGACGACCGCGUGUGCAAGAAGUGCCCGCCGCAGCGCCUGGCGCGCUUCGAGGAGGAGUGUCGCAAGUACCGCACGCUGGUCAUCAAGGGCGUGCGGGUCUUCGACGUGGCCGUGUUGGCGCCGCUGCUGCGAGACCCGGCGCUGGACCUCAAGGUCAUCCACCUGGUGCGCGAUCCCCGUGCCGUGGCCAGCUCACGCAUCCGCUCUCGCCACGGCCUCAUCCGCGAGAGCCUGCAGGUGGUGCGCAGCCGGGACCCGCGAGCCCACCGCGUGCCCUUCCUGGAGGCCGCCGGCCACAAGCUGGGCGCCAAGAAGGAGGGUGUGGGCGGCCCGGCGGACUACCACGCGCUCGGCGCUAUGGAGGUCAUCUGCAACAGCAUGGCGAAGACACUGCAGACGGCCCUGCAGCCCCCUGACUGGCUGCAGGGUCACUACCUGGUGGUGCGGUACGAGGACCUGGUGGGAGACCCCGUCAAGACACUACGGAGGGUGUACGACUUUGUGGGGCUGCUGGUGAGCCCCGAAAUGGAGCAGUUUGCCCUCAACAUGACCAGCGGCUCGGGCUCCUCGUCCAAGCCGUUCGUGGUGUCUGCACGCAAUGCCACGCAGGCCGCCAAUGCCUGGCGGACCGCCCUCACCUUCCCGCAGAUCAAGCAGGUGGAGGAGUUUUGCUACCAGCCCAUGGCCGUCCUGGGCUAUGAGCGGGUCAACAGCCCCGAGGAGGUCAAAGACCUCAGCAAGACCCUGCUUCGGAAGCCCCAGCUCUGAGAGGGGUUCCAGGGAGAUUGUUGCCCUGUGGAGACACCCACAGAGAUUGUGGCCUGUUGGAACAAACACAGCCCAGACCCAAACUGAGGAAGCCCACAUAUCCUGUUAUAGACAAAUAAUAUAAAUACCACGCAGGCACUUGCUGUCAGUGUUUCAAGUCACUGAAUUUCAAGGGACAGCCACAACACACACACACAUCUCAGAAAAGGCACGACUUGAAAGCUCUGACCCGCUCUGGACCCCUCUCCCCUGCCUUUCCCCCACCCGCUCCUCUCUCAUUUCUUACCUUCUCCUCCACCUGCCUUCCAUUCUCAAGUGGAACGUUGAGGAAAUCAAGUUCCAGUGACCCAGAUCUUGUUUACAAAAUUGUCGUGGUAUCUGUGAACGUGUCAGAGUAAUUUGGAUGUGGGGUUGGGGUGGGGUGGAGAAAGGGGGGCUGGUGUAGGAACAAAAAGCCCUACUGGGCAUGACAAACCAAGGAGGCAUUCUUCUAAAGUAGACUUUUGUGUAAAAAGCAAAGGUGACACGUGAGUGUUAAUAAAGAAGAUAAUAAAUAAUGUUCUUUUUA
Galeopterus variegatus (Sunda flying lemur) is the source of this 1791-nucleotide messenger RNA. RefSeq names its product carbohydrate (N-acetylglucosamine-6-O) sulfotransferase 2 (gene CHST2). Gene Ontology annotation, molecular function: N-acetylglucosamine 6-O-sulfotransferase activity. The transcript is spliced from 2 exons. Lineage: Eukaryota; Metazoa; Chordata; Mammalia; Dermoptera; Cynocephalidae. Bases 285 to 1223 code for a protein of 312 amino acids. The record is from RefSeq and is a predicted model, not a curated record. Gene Ontology annotation, biological process: N-acetylglucosamine metabolic process; sulfur compound metabolic process.